UGAACAGGCGGCUCAGCAGCUACCACUCACUCAAACGAAGACGCCAUUACUGCGUGUGCCCCAGCCUCCCUAAUCCCCACCUCCACCCCCGGCGUCUGUCAAUCAAGCUGCAGCGGGGGCGGGGCGUGAAGGCCAGGGCAGGGCGGGGCGGCGCUUCCGCUGCGCGAGGCCGCUCGGGGUCGCUCGCGGGAGCCCGGCGCAGUCCGGAAUCCGGCGGUCCGUGCGGCCAGAUGAAGGGCGCGAUGGAGCCGGAGCCCGAGGUGCUGCUUCAAGAAGCCCGCGAGAACGUGGAGGCGGCGCAGAGCUACCGGCGGGAGCUGGGCCAGCGGCUGCAGGGGCUGCGGGAGGCGCAGAGGCAGAUAAAGGAGAGUGCUUCACAGACAAGAGAUGUCCUCAAACAGCAUUUUAGUGAUUUAAAAGGAACCCUUGGGAAGCUAUUGGAUGAGCGAUUGGUGACCCUAUUGCAAGAGGUGGACACCAUUGAACAGGAGACCAUCAAACCACUAGAUGACUGCCAGAAGCUCAUAGAGCAUGGAGUUAAUACUGCAGAUGACCUGGUCCGAGAAGGUGAGAUUGCCAUUCUUGGUGGUAUCGAAGAGCAGAAUGAUAAAUUGUGGAACUUUACCAAAAAGGCCUCACACAUUCAGUUGGACAGCUUACCAGAAGUGCCUUUGCUAGUUGAUGUACCCUGUUUGUCGGCUCAGUUGGACGAUUCCAUUCUUAACAUAGUGAAAGACCACAUUUUUAAGCAUGGAACAGUAGCCUCCCGCCCGCCAGUACAGAUUGAAGAAUUAAUAGAGAAACCUGGAGGCAUCAUAGUGCGAUGGUGUAAGGUGGAUGAUGACUUUACGGCCCAAGAUUACAGGCUUCAGUUCCGUAAAUGUACUGCAAAUCAUUUUGAAGACGUGUAUGUAGGUUCUGAAACGGAAUUCAUAGUGUUGCACAUAGACCCCAAUGUUGAUUAUCAAUUCAGAGUCUGCGCCCGAGGAGACGGCCGGCAGGAAUGGAGUCCUUGGAGUGUUCCCCAGACAGGUCACUCCACACUGGUGCCUCAUGAGUGGACAACUGGCUUUGAAGGAUACAGUCUGAGCAGUCGAAGGAAUAUAGCCCUCCGGAACGAUGCUGAGUCCUCAGGCGUUCUCUACUCCAGUGCUCCAACUUACUUCUGUGGGCAGACGCUGACAUUCAGAGUUGAAACUGUGGGACAGCCAGACCGAAGAGACAGUAUAGGAGUGUGUGCAGAAAAGCAGAAUGGCUAUGAAUCUCUGCAGCGGGACCAAGCUGUGUGCAUCAGCACAAAUGGUGCAGUCUUUGUCAAUGGAAAAGAAAUGACCAAUCAGUUGCCUGCAGUUACCUCUGGCUCCACUAGAUGGCAGAGGUCUGCAUUCCUUAAGGUGAAGCCACUUUUGGAAGAACACAGCAGUGUUAGCAGGUCGCAUGUGCAUCUUGCCUCAACCGUGCACGUGGGCUGUGCGGAGUGUUAA
Mastomys coucha (southern multimammate mouse) is the source of this 1484-nucleotide messenger RNA. RefSeq names its product cytokine receptor like factor 3 (gene Crlf3). NCBI's taxonomy places the organism in Eukaryota, Metazoa, Chordata, Mammalia, Rodentia, Muridae. The record is from RefSeq and is a predicted model, not a curated record. Gene Ontology annotation, molecular function: protein binding. The transcript is spliced from 9 exons. The coding region runs from base 231 to 1484 and encodes 417 amino acids.